CCGACCUGGUAGUGAUUUGAUGAAGUGAAUGCGACCAAAAAAGCAGCGCUUUGGUCCCCUCUCCUUCUCUUCCACAUUCCUUGUGAAGAGUUCCGCCUACAAAUAUGGGAAACCUUCCUAAGCUUUCUUCCACCUUCUUCUUCCUCUCAUUUUCCUCUUCCUCUUCCUCCUUCAAACUUGCUGACUUUUCUAACUUUAUUCUUUGACAUUUAUAAUACAGAUCUCUCUUCUUCAUUCAAUACACACACAAUACAAUACCAAAAUACAAGAUUAAUAAUAUUGUUUCUUGCUAACCGUAAACCUUAGUUCAUCAGGUUGAAUCUUUUAUACAAGGAAUACUUACUUACAUCUAUGGGAGAAGCUCCAGCUUUCUUUGCUGAUAGUCUCUUGGGAGAUUUUCCAAAUGGGGUCGAUUUGAAAUCAAAAGGCCACAAAACAGCUAUUUGUAUCGGGUCUAAAAUUUAUGUGAUUGGCGGGGCUGAUCAUGAAUCGACAGCGGUCAUUGGAGUUCAAAUCUUUGAGAAAUCUAGUGGGGAAUGGAUAAACCCCACUGUACUGGGUACUAAACCCAAGGUGUCAAAUGGCCACUCAGCUGUUCUUUUAAAUGGUGAUCGUAUAUUGGUUAUUAAGGGAAAUUCCAAGUCUGAUGGAUGCUUUUGGUUUCUUGAGGUGGGCACCCCAUUUAUAAGAGAACAGGAAAAGACACAUGGGAAUGAGGUGGUUGCCUGGAGUAAGGGAGUUUUAGGUAAUGUGGAGAAGCCUAUUGUCAUCAGUGGCCCUUCUGGAGUGGGGAAGGGUACCUUGAUAUCUGAACUAAUGAAAGAGUUCCCAUCUAUGUUUGGAUUUUCUGUGAGCCACACAACCCGGGCACCAAGAGAAAAAGAGCAGAAUGGAUUUCAUUACCAUUUCAGUGACCGCAGUGUAAUGGAGAGAGAGAUAAAGGAUGGGAAAUUCCUGGAGUUUGCUUCUGUUCAUGGUAAUCUUUAUGGAACCAGUGUCGAAGCAGUUGAGGUGGUUGCUGAUGCUGGCAAGAGAUGCAUCCUCGAUAUUGAUGUUCAAGGUGCAAGGUCUGUGAGAGCUAGCUCUCUUGAUGCUAUUUUCAUUUUUAUAUCUCCACCAUCAUUUGAAGAACUUGAGAAGCGCCUUCGUGCAAGAGCAACUGAGACUGAAGAGCAAAUCCAAAAGCGUCUCCGAAAUGCUAGGGCGGAACUUGAACAAGGAAAAUCAUCAGGCCUCUUUGAUCAUAUUUUGGUGAACGAUGACCUAGAAAGUUGUUAUGAGAAUCUUAAGAACAUCUUGGGUCUCACUGAAGGUGUGAAGACUGCUCAUAAAACAUAUCCAGAAUUAGUCGACUUGCCUGUUGAACAUUUAGUCUCGAAGAUUGAUCAGAAGAUUUUAAUUAACUGUGGUGCUGGAGAAUAUCAAAAGGCAUCAGAUAACAUGUAUGUUCUGGACUUGUCUUUGCUCAAAGGAGGGGCCCCAGGACGGACACGAGGACUAAAUCUAUUUGUCACCAAUCCUUCCACUGAUAGAGUAAAUGGCGACAAUCAGCUGAGCUAACCUACCACCCCUGGUUUCAAUAAUUGUUUUUCACUUCUUACAUCUCUAUAGGGUCGAGCCCUUGAAGAGAACCACAAUUUGACUACGUGAUAUCUUACUUGGAUAGCUUGAACUGUUUAGUCCCUAAUACAGCUAUUAAACGAGAAAUGAUUUCUAAUUGAUUCGAAAAUUGUAGGUUAGCAGCCUGAACUAUUGAAAGCCUAAGAUAUGUAACUGUUCUACUCAAUGAUUACAUAGAGCAAGAAUGAGUAUGUUGGAUGUAAUUCUUUCAGCUUUUUCUAUAGCUUAUUCAUAUAUCUUUUUUU
This is a messenger RNA of Solanum verrucosum, 1865 nucleotides long. Its product is annotated as guanylate kinase 2-like. Lineage: Eukaryota; Viridiplantae; Streptophyta; Magnoliopsida; Solanales; Solanaceae. Gene Ontology annotation, biological process: purine nucleotide metabolic process. The coding region runs from base 352 to 1560 and encodes 402 amino acids. The transcript has 11 exons. Gene Ontology annotation, cellular component: cytosol. Gene Ontology annotation, molecular function: protein binding; GMP kinase activity. The record is from RefSeq and is a predicted model, not a curated record.